AGGUGAAAAAGUGAACAGAUGAGAUGGACAGCUUCUUUCCUGGCAGCAAUGCAAACAGAUAUUGCGGCAUUCAUUUGCAUGAGGAGGACUCAGGACUGACUAUUGCCUGAAAGGAGAGGUUCAAGCGACUGGAAAACCCCAAACGAGGUGGCUAUAACCAGGAGGAUGCAAGGAGGACCUGGACAUAUUCAUCAAAUGAAUCAGAAUGUGUUUGGAUACCUGACCUGAUCAGACAGCAAACGCUUGCUCCUGCUGAGUGUUCCUCCGGCGCUCAGACUGUGAAUGUGUGGCCAGGAGGUUUUUCUGAGGGACCAUAUGGCACUAUAUACCACAAAAUAGGUUCCCUUUAAUGAGGUAACAUGGACAAAGUGGUCAUCUGCCUCCUGAUUCUGGGAACCGCUAUGACAAUGGUCCAUGCAUGUCCCAAAUACUGCGUCUGCCAGAACCUCUCAGAGUCUCUGGGGACUUUGUGCCCCUCCAAAGGUCUGCUCUUUGUGCCACCGGACAUCGACAGAAGAACUGUAGAGCUCCGGUUGGGUGGCAACUUCAUUCUUAAGGUCACCACUCAGGACUUUGCCAACAUGACCGGCCUGGUGGAUCUCACUUUGUCCCGCAACACUAUUAGCAGCAUCCAGCCCUUUUCUUUUAUUGAUCUGGAGACCUUAAGGUCCCUGCACCUUGACAGCAACCGGCUGACUGAACUGGGAGCAGAUGACCUAAGAGGACUAAUCAAUCUGCAGCACCUGAUCCUCAACAACAAUCAGCUCAAUGAAAUUUCAGAUUCAGCUUUCGAUGAUUUAUUGCUAACAUUAGAGGAUCUGGAUUUGUCUUACAACAACCUGCGCAGUGUGCCUUGGGAGGCCAUUCGUAAAAUGGUAAACCUGCAUCAGAUGAGUUUGGACCAUAACCUCAUCUCCUUUAUUGCUGAAGGGACUUUUACAGACCUUGAGAAACUGGCUCGGCUGGAUCUGACUUCCAACCGUCUCCAGAAGCUCCCUCCGGACCCCAUCUUUGCACGCUCCCAGACCAGUAUGUUAAUGAGCACUCCUUAUGCACCUCAACUCUCUUUGAGCUUCGGCGGAAACCCUCUGCACUGUAACUGUGAGGUACUGUGGCUGCGAAGGCUGGACCGUGACGACGAUAUGGAAACUUGUGCCUCUCCAGCCAGUCUAAAGGGGCGCUACUUCUGGUCUGUUCGGGAGGAGGAAUUUGUCUGCGAACCUCCACUGAUCACUCAACAUACUCAUAGGCUGCUAGUGCUGGAGGGCCAAACAGCUAGCUUACGUUGCAAAGCAGUUGGAGAUCCAAUGCCAACUGUGCACUGGGUUGCUCCAGAUGAUCGAUUGAUCGGCAACUCCUCAAGAGCAACUGUUUAUGAAAAUGGCACCCUUGAUAUAGCAGUCACCACAUCCAAAGACUAUGGCAUUUUCACUUGCAUUGCUGCUAACGCUGCUGGGGAGUCUACAGCCUCUAUCGAGCUAUCAAUCAUUCAACUACCCCACAUAACUAACAGUACCAAUCGUACAACACUGCCAAAAUCAGGACUUUCAGACAUCACAAGCUCUACUAAAAUAAGCAAAGGCGAACCAAAGCCUCUUCCAGAAAAGGUUGUGUCCGUAUCUGAAGUGACCGCCGCGUCAGCUUUGGUGAAGUGGACUGUAAGCAAAUCAACUCCAAAGGUCAAAAUGUUUCAACUGCAGUACAACUGUUCCGACGAUGAAGUCCUCAUUUACAGGAUGAUUCCUCGGACUCACCGGGCCUUUGUUGUCACUAAUUUGAUGCCUGGAAUGCAGUACGACCUGUGCGUCCUGGCCAUCUGGGACGACACAGCAACCACUCUCACUGCUACCAACAUUGUUGGAUGUGUCCAGUUCAUCACUACGGACGAUUACCCGCAGUGCCAAUCUCUGCAUAGUGGCUUUAUGGGGGGCACCAUGAUUCUGGUCAUCGGGGGCAUUAUUGUUUCCAUUUUGCUGGUCUUCAUCAUCAUUCUAAUGGUUCGUUAUAAGGUCACCAGUGGAAUUCAAACCAGUAAAUUACCCACUGUGAGUAACACAUACUCCCAGACUAAUGGGGGUGUGAACAGGUUCAAUGGAGCCCCACCGCAGGUCAAGUCCACAGUGGUGGUCAUGCGUGAGGAAAUGCUGGAGUUCAAGUGUGGAUCUCUUCAGAGCAGCCUUUCUUCAUCCUCAUCCUCCUCUAACUCGUUGGACAGCCAAACAGGAAGAGAAGCAGCUGACCGCUAUAACGUUCAGAGCAAUGAAUUCACCACCCUGCCAAGCAGCAAGUUUAGACGACACGUGCAUGGCACCAAGGCACGGCAAAGCCUCGACCACCUUUUAGGAGCCUUUACCUCACUAGAGCUGCGAGGCGCAGCAAAGGAGCACCCGGGUGCUUCUGCCUCGUGCUCCUCUGCUGCUCCCAAUGCCAUGACCACAGUGGCUGUGGCCCCACCAUCUGAUAAAGAACCCCUGCUUGGGAGGGCGGAGUCCACAACAAUGCUGGGACGCCUACUUGGGUAUCCCCAAGAGGCAAAACCCAAGAGGAGUCACUCAUUUGACAUGGGGCAUGUUGGAGCUGCACAGUGCCGCAGCAACCAGCCACGGAGGAUCAGCAACAUCUGGACUAAACGCAGCCUGUCUGUUAACGGCAUGCUUCUGCAGUUUGAAGACAGUGAGGAGGAGAAGCCUUCUUUUGAGAGCUCUGAAUGGGUAAUGGAGAGCACAGUCUGACUCUUUGACCAAAUUAUAGAUCUAUAUUAAAAACUUAAGAAACAUGAACACAGAGGGAUGUUCUCGAUGAAGUUCAUCCAUGUGAAUAUUGUUUAAACGAUUAUGUGAAAAAAAACAAAAGAUACAUAAGAUCAGAACUCUCAAUAUUUGAAAUAUGUUUGAAUCGACUGGAGAAAUGAUUUGUAUGGACAGAGAGAUAUUUGAACUGGAUUUACGUCUCAAAAGGAACUAUUCAAAGAUUUGCCUCACCUGUGAUAACCUAGAUCACAUGUUGCAGAUUGAACAUGGAAAUACUCCAGCUUUAUGAAGAAGGGGACCACAGGAGUUAGUAUAGUAGAAGAUUAAUACAAAAUCAUUUUUAUUUUCUUCUGGUUUAUUUUUUUUACCAUUUUUACUAUUUAUUUUUUCAGGUGAUUCAUCAGAAGACAGACUCACCUUGGAACAUUAAAAACAGGUUUACACAGGAUGUACCAACUCUCAUGUUGCCAUUUUAUAACUUUUCUUCUCAGAAAUUCCUUAAGUUAUGCAUAAGGUGAGUGUG
Molecule: messenger RNA, 3273 nt
Organism: Cyprinodon variegatus (sheepshead minnow)
Lineage: Eukaryota; Metazoa; Chordata; Actinopteri; Cyprinodontiformes; Cyprinodontidae
Gene: lrfn2
Product: leucine rich repeat and fibronectin type III domain containing 2
Exons: 5
Coding region: 360-2732 (790 amino acids)
Cellular component (GO): postsynaptic density membrane; cell surface
Molecular function (GO): protein binding
Source: RefSeq, a predicted model, not a curated record